Molecule: messenger RNA, 978 nt
Organism: Ostreococcus tauri
Lineage: Eukaryota; Viridiplantae; Chlorophyta; Mamiellophyceae; Mamiellales; Bathycoccaceae
Product: unnamed product
Exons: 1
Coding region: 1-978 (325 amino acids)
Biological process (GO): photosynthetic electron transport in photosystem I
Cellular component (GO): chloroplast thylakoid membrane
Molecular function (GO): oxidoreductase activity, acting on iron-sulfur proteins as donors
Source: RefSeq, a predicted model, not a curated record
AUGGCGACGAUGACGCUAUCGUUGAGACGUUUCGCGGCUCAUUCCGCCGCGGCGCGCGCGCCUGGGACGAAGCGAUCGCGCACGGUCGUCCGCGGCGUCGUUCGCGGGACGCACGGGCGUAAAAGAUGGACGAUCGUGGCCAAGGCGGAUGGGGAGCCGGCGAGCGUGAGCGCGUCGUGCUCCAUCGACGACCCGGCGUCGUGCUCGCUGGCCGAUCUUGAGUUGAUGUACGUCGACGCGCUGUGGAAUUACUACAACGGUGGGAAAUUCACGCUGACGGACGAGCAGUACGAUCGAUUGAGAGAAGAGCUCAACUGGCAAGGGAGCGGGUUUCCGACUUUGCGGAGAUACGAGAUUGAAUUCGUGCAAGCCGCGAUCUCGUACUCUCGCGGGGAGGCGGUCGUGGACGACGCCAAGUACGAGGAGUUGAAGCGAAAGGUUAAGGCUGCGGGAAAGCGCACCGACGUGACGGCGCUGCUUCUGUACGCCAAGGGGAAAGAACUCCUCGAUGAGGCGGAGUUUGAACUCUUGUCGGGGGAGAUGAAAAAGUUAGGGAUCGAUGUCGGCAUGAGAGGGGCGACGUGCACGCUUUCGCAGACGAGCGCGGAACUUUCGAACGAUCCGGCGAGCGUGGCGUCGAUGUACAGCGCUCUCGCCAUCGCGCCCUUCGCCGUGGGAUUGGCGCCGAGCAUCCUCCUGGGAUUUGUCGGCGUCCACCUCCCGGCGUCCCUCUCCCUCGGCUUCGCCCUCACCGUUUGCGCCGCGCUCACGUACAAGCUCGUAGUCUACACCAAUCUGCAAAACGCCGAAAUUUUGCUCGGCGCUUGCCCGUGCUGCGAGAUGCCCAUCAAGCAGUUCUUCGGCGGCGAGGCUCCGUUGGAGAAGUUUGAGCACAAGUGCUCCGCGUGCGGCACGGUGUGCACGCUCAACCGACCGCAGCGGCUCAUCGAGACCGCUGGUGGUUUAGGCCGCGCUUAG